AUUUUAUAUUUAUUGGACGUGAAAGUUGAUUGAAAUUUGGUUUAAUAGCAGCUUUGAGGUACGGAUGCCAUGCUAAUCUCUCUCUUCCCUUUCUCUCUCUAGGGCUUUCUUUGUCUCAUAUUGGCUUCACCUUCAUGUCUCUCACUUUCUCGCCUCAGAUUUUCUUUCCAAACAAGCCUUAGACUGAGAAACCCCUAGAAAGUCCUAGAGAAUUUCACUCUUUUCCUCUUUCUAUUCGGUUCUGCCGAUUGAAGAAAACCUCAUAGAAGCUGUAGAUCACCACCGUUUCAACGCAGUUGGAUCCGGUUCACUGAGACAGCGACAUCCUGUUUGGUUAUGUUCUUAUUGUUAGGUUUUUUGGAAGAAGCAUUAGUUUUUUUCAGGGUUCGAUAGUUCGUGUAAAAAGAAGAAAAACGGUGGCGUUCUGUUGGGUCGGCGCUGCCUCAUGCGAUUUGAUGCCGCCAGAACCGUUGCCUUGGGAUCGGAAGGAUUUUUACAAGGAGAGGAAGCAUGAGAGGACGCAGUCGCUGCCUCAGCAGCCACUGACGGCUCGAUGGAGAGAAUCCUCUUCCAUGUCGCCGUAUCAGCAUGCGUCUUUUAGAGAAUUCACUCGUUGGGGAUCCGCUGACUUCCGUCGUCCUCCUGGUCAUGGUAGGCAGGGCAGUUGGCACCUGUUUGCUGAAGAAAAUGGUGGUAAUGGGUAUGUUCCAUCGCGAUCAAGUAACAAGAUCUUGGAUGAUGAGAAUUUCCGUCAGUUGGAUUCUCGUGUAGAUGGGAAAUAUAGUCGAAACAGUAGGGAAAACAACAGAGGGUCUUAUAGCCAGAGAGAUUGGAGAGGUCAUUCAUGGGAAAACUGCAAUGGGUCCCCAAGCACUCCUGGGAGGCCUCAUCAUGUCAAUAAUGAAAGGAGGUCAGUGGAUGAUAUGCCAACAUACCUUUCUCAUACUCACUCUGACUUUGUAAACACAUGGGAUCAACUUCAAAAAAGCCAGCAUGAUAAUAAGACAAUUGCUGUAAAUGGGUUAGGCACAGGACAAAAAUGUCAGAGUGAGAACUUAGUAGGCUCGAUUGAUUGGAAGCCUCUGAAGUGGACUCGCUCUGGAAGCUUGUCUUCACGGGGUUCUGGCUUUAGCCAUUCAAGUAGCUCAAAGAGCUUAGGUGGUGUAGAUUCUGGUGAAGGGAAGCUUGAGUCGCAACAGAAAAAUUUGACCCCUGUCCAGUCUCCUUCUGGGGAUGCAGCAGCCUGUGUCACAUCUCCUGCGCCUUCUGAUGAGACAUCGUCAAGAAAGAAGCCACGCCUUGCAUGGGGUGAGGGUCUGGCCAAGUAUGAGAAAAAGAAAGUUGAAGGCCCUGAUACAAGCAUAGAUAGAGCUGGGGCUAAAAUAUCUGUCCGUAAUACAGAAUUUAACAAUUCUCUGAGUUCUAAUUUGGCAGAUAAGAGCCCUAGAGUCCUUGGAUUUUCUGAUUGUGCUUCUCCUGCAACUCCUUCAUCUGUUGCUUGCAGUUCCUCUCCUGGUGUGGAAGAAAAAUCAUUUGGCAAAGCUGCAAAUGUUGAUAAUGAUACUAGUAAUUUAUGUGGUUCUCCAACUCUUGGCUCUCAGAAUCAUCUAGAAGGGCCCUCUUUUAAUUUAGAGAAAUUGGAUAUCAAUUCAAUUAUCAAUAUGGGCUCUUCACUUACUAAUUUGCUUCAAGCUGAUGAUCCUUGUACAGUGGAUUCUAGUUUUGUUCGCUCUACUGCAAUAAGUAAGUUGCUACUAUGGAAAAGUGAUGUUUUGAAGGCUUUGGAGAUGACUGAAUCUGAAAUUGAUUCACUUGAAAAUGAACUUAAGUUGUUGAAAGGUGACUCCAGGAGCAGAUGUCCUUGCCCAGCAACAUCCAGUUCUUUUCCUGUCGAGGAACAUGGAAAAGCUUGUGGGGAGCAGGAGGCUGCAUCUAGUCAGAUCCCUCGACAUGCCCCUUUGCAGAUUGAUGCUUGUGGUGGUGUUCUUGUUGAGAAGCAACCCCUUUGUAAUGGUGUCCUGGAAGAAGUUAAUGAUGAUGUAAAAGAUGGGGAUAUUGAUAGUCCUGGAACGGCAACAUCUAAAUUUAUGGAACCAUUGUCUUUGGAGAAAGCAGUUUCUCCAUCUGAUGUAGUGAAGUUUCAUGAAUGUUCUGGUGAUUUUGGUACUGUUCAAUUGAUGUCAAUGGGGAAGGUGAUUUUAGCUACUGGUUCAGGUAAUGAAGGGACUGCCACAACCAUUUCUGCAGAAGGCAGUGUGCUAAAAAGGAUUGAUAAUGAUGCACAUGUUCCAGAAUCAUCUAACUCUGAUGUUGGCGGAGAGAAUGUAAUGUACGAAAUGAUAUUGGCCACUAAUAAGGAAUUGGCUAAUAUAGCGUCUGAAGUAUUUAAUAAACUAUUGCCUAAAGAUCAGUAUAACGCUGAGAUCUCUGAAAUUGGCAAUGUAGCAUGCACAGAGUCUGAUUCAGCAAUCAGGGAAAAAAUUGCAAUACGGAAGCAAUACUUAAGAUUUAAGGAGAGAGUUUUGACAAUUAAGUUUAAAGCAUUUCAAAAUGCUUGGAAGGAAGAUUUGCGUUCACCUUUGAUGAGAAAAUAUCGUGCAAAGUCCCAGAAGAAGUAUGAAUUCAGUUUACGAUCUACACACGGUGGCUACCAAAAGCAUCGGUCCUCCAUUCAUUCACGGUUCACUUUUCCUGCAGGAAAUCCGAUCCUGGAACCUAGUGUGGAGAUGAUGAAUUUUACUAGUAAACUACUUCUAGGUUCCCAUGGCAGGCUUUACAGGAAUGCUAUGAAAAUGCCUGCAUUAAUUUUGGAUGAGAAAGAGAAAAAGGUCUCGAGGUUUAUCUCUAGUAAUGGAUUAGUUGAAGAUCCAUGUGCAAUUGAGAAGGAAAGAGCUUUGAUCAAUCCUUGGACAUCCCAGGAGAAGGAAAUUUUUAUGGAUAAGUUGGCUGCCUUUGGGAAGGACUUCAGAAAAGUUGCUUCUUUUCUUGAUCACAAGACAACUGCUGACUGUGUUGAGUUCUAUUACAAAAAUCACAAAUCAGAAUGUUUUGAGAAAACAAAGAAGAAUGACCUGAGUAAGCAGCAAGGGAAAUCUGCUGUGAAUACCUACUUGUUGACAUCGGGGAAAAAACGGGGCCGUGAAUUGAAUGCAGCUUCCCUCGAUGUUCUUGGUGCAGCUUCAGUUAUAGCAGCUCAUGCAGAGAGUGGCAUGCGAAACAGGCAUACGUCUGGUAGGAUCCUUUUAAGAGGGCGUUUUGAUUCUAAAAGAUCUCAACUUGAUGAUAGCAUUGCUGAAAGGUCAUCUAAUUUUGAUAUUGUUGGAAGUGAUCAAGACACUGUUGCUGCUGAUGUCCUAGCAGGUAUAUGUGGUUCUUUCUCUUCAGAGGCAAUGAGUUCUUGCAUCACUAGUUCUGCUGACCCUGGAGAGGGUUACCAUCAUGACUGGAAGUGCCACAAAGUUGAUUCUGUGGUUAAAAGGCCUUCAACAUCUGAUGUGUUGCAGAAUGUUGAUGGGGAUACUUGUUCGGAUGAGAGUUGUGGGGAAAUGGAUUCUUCUCAUUGGACUGAUGAGGAAAAAUCUGCCUUUUUACAGGCUGUCUCAUCUUAUGGUAAAGAUUUUGAUAUGAUUUCACGAUAUGUUGGUACAAGAUCCAGGGACCAGUGCAAGGUUUUCUUUAGUAAGGCUCGUAAAUGCCUUGGACUGGACUUGAUACAUUCAAGAACCAGAAACAUGGGAACACCCAUGAGUGAUGAUGCCAAUGGUGGUGAGACUGAUACGGAAGAUGCUUGUGUCCAAGAGAGCUCAGUUGUUUGCAGUGAAAAGUUGGGAUCUAAAGUUGAAGAGGACUUGCCUUCCACUAUUGUGAGCAUGAAUGUUGAUGAAUCUGAUCUUACCAGAGAAGCGAAUUUGCAAUCUGACCAUAACAUAUCAGAGGGAAACAUUGAGAGGCUAGUAGAUCAUAAAGAUUCUGUGGCAGCAGAAGUUAACUUUUCCAAUGUGGAUCAAACAGAGCCAAUAUCCGAAUGUGGUGCUGGUGAUAUGGAUGUUGAUAGCAACCAGGCCGAGUCACUACAUGUUCAAAAUAAUGUUGCUUUGGCCAAUUUAAGUGCUCUAGAAAAUCAUGUUGCUGAAGAGGGUGUUUCUGGUGCAGUAUCAGCGUCUCAUAGGGGGACAGGAGAUUGUCAUCCUAGUUUAGAUGCUUCAGUUGAGCCCAAAUCUGGUGCUGCUGCUUUGUCUACUGAGGGGUUUGGAAAUAAUUUGGAGGCACAGGAAACUUUGUCAUCCAAAAAUGUUAUGGAUGUCCGUGAUACAAGAUGCAAUGCGGAGAUUGGCAGUCAAGUUAUUUGUAGGCCGGAUUUAGAUAAAAGUAGUGGUGAGUCCAUUGAUAAAAAUUCUUGUUUAGAUUUUAGCUUCAGCUCCGAAGGUCUGCAUCAAGUUCCUCUUGACUUGGGUUCUGCUGGAAAGCCUUCUAUCUUAUUAUUUCCAAAUGAAAACUUUUCUGCUAAAAAUUCUGCAUCACAUUCUGAUGCCUCUCAAUGUGAAAAAAUUUGCAACCAAGAUAGGUUGUCAGUGACACUUGCUUAUCAGGGGAAUGAAGACAAACAGCCUAACAAUGCUGUUAGUGGACAUGAGCCUGAGCAUUUAUCUGGAAAGCCCUCGGUGGAUCUUGCUGAAUUGCAAAUCUCCACUUUGAAAGAAAUGGAUAUUGAUAUUGGUCACUGUCAGUUGCCUGAAGUUAAAAGGCUUUCGACCUCAGAAAAGGGUGUUACUGGUUCAUAUUUAGUUCAAGAUUUUCUUCAAAAGUGCAAUGGUCCAAAAUCACCAUCGGAGUUUCCACAACUUGUCCAAAACUUAGAGCAAGCAAACAGCAGGCCAAAAUUCCACUCUCGUAGUCUGUCAGAUACAGAAAAGCCUUGCAGGAAUGGUAAUGUCAAGCUAUUUGGUCAGAUACUCAAUUCCAGUUCCCAGGAUGAUGGGAAGGUCCGUUUCCCUGAACAGAGCAUGAAAUCUUCAAAUUUGAACUUCAGAGGUUAUAACAAUGUUGAUGGAAAUGCAUCUUUCUCAAAGUUUGAUCAAAAUAUUAUUUUUGCACCGGAAAAUGUUCCCAGGAGAAGCUAUGGUUUCUGGGAUGGCAAUCGGAUACAAACUGGGUUAUCAUCUUUGCCCGACUCUGAAAUUUUAGUGGCGAAGUAUCCUGCUGCGUUUGUCAAUUAUCCUGCAUCCUCAUCUCAAAUGCAGCUGCAGGCAUCGCAGUCUAUUGUUCGGAAUACUGACCGAAACAUGAAUGGUGUUUCAGUUUUCACCCCAAGGGAAAUAAGCAGCAGCAACGGUGUGAUGGAUUAUCAAGUGUACGGGGGUCAUGAUUGUACCAAGGUGGUGCCUUUUGCCAUGGAUAUGAAGCGACGGGAGAUGUUCUCCGAGAUGCAAAGGCGAAAUGGGUUUGAUGCAAUCUCAAAUUUACAGCACCAGGGAAGGGGUAUGGUUGGAAUGAAUGUUGUGGGGACUGGAGUGGGAGGUGUUGUAGGGGGCUCCUGCCCAAAUCUUUCUGAUCCUGUAGCGGUACUUAGGAUGCAGUAUGCGAAGACGGAGCAGUAUGGUGGACAGAGUGGGAGCAUAAUGAGGGAAUAAGAGUCGUGGAGAGGUAAGGGGGACAUGGGCAUUCGCAGGUAGUAUAAAACCAAAUUCCUCAGCAGCAAAUAUUUCUUUGCUGCACACUGUAUAAUAGUUUUUUUGUCUUUGUUUUCAAUGAAAAUGAUGAUAGGGGCAAGCAGUGUCUUUUUUGGUAAAAAAAUAUUUAGGUCCCUUUGUAAUAUUUGCAGCAGCAGUCUUUGUAUUUGUUGUAUUUGAUGGAAAAUACACAAAAAUAAUCUGUCUAAAGUUUAGGAGGGCCAAUCCAGCAAUUUCACUGUUUCUUGUAGGGUGUAAACGAGAUACUUUGCUACAAGCUAUUCAAGUUCAGCUUGAAAAAAGUUUCGAAUUCAGUUAGAUGUGAAGCUGUGUUGAAUUGAGUAUUUUGCUUCUGCACGAGUUUAGCUUAUCUUUAUUGGUAUCGCAUUAUAAUUGAGAUUUGCAAGGGUUGAUCAGUUCAGAGGAAAUUUGUGUGCUCCGCAGGAGCGAGUUUUUUUAUAUUUCCCUUGCAUCUUAGGGGUAGUUAUACAAUUACAAUAUUUAGCAUCAAUCCGUGAUUUUCAUCUUGUAAAAACCAUGUCAAGAGUAGACAAGAGUUCAAAGUCUGAAA
Gossypium arboreum is the source of this 6240-nucleotide messenger RNA. RefSeq lists its product as uncharacterized. The transcript is spliced from 5 exons. NCBI's taxonomy places the organism in Eukaryota, Viridiplantae, Streptophyta, Magnoliopsida, Malvales, Malvaceae. The record is from RefSeq and is a predicted model, not a curated record. The coding region runs from base 456 to 5630 and encodes 1724 amino acids.